This is a messenger RNA of Homalodisca vitripennis (glassy-winged sharpshooter), 2255 nucleotides long. Its product is annotated as protein Malvolio-like. The coding region runs from base 615 to 2228 and encodes 537 amino acids. Gene Ontology annotation, molecular function: manganese ion transmembrane transporter activity; iron ion transmembrane transporter activity; cadmium ion transmembrane transporter activity. The transcript is spliced from 10 exons. The record is from RefSeq and is a predicted model, not a curated record. Gene Ontology annotation, cellular component: apical plasma membrane. Gene Ontology annotation, biological process: manganese ion homeostasis; response to manganese ion; metal ion transport. Lineage: Eukaryota; Metazoa; Arthropoda; Insecta; Hemiptera; Cicadellidae.
UCCAGGCGAAGAAAUAAAUGAAUAUCUCUGUUCAUUUUAUUAGAAAGGAUUUUGGAUAGUUCUAUAAAUUUUAAAAUCAAGGACUGCUUUUGAGCCUUUAUUUUUUAAUUUUUACAUUCAGUUUUAGAGCCAUAAUCAGCUUAAAAUUUUAUUGAGCCUUCCAAACAAUUCAGUUAUUGUUGGAAUUUUGAUUACAUUAAUUUAUAUUGAUUAAUUAACUUUUGCUAUUGCACUGUAAUGGGUUUGCAAUUAUAGCAGCAUAUCAGCCAAUUGAAGCUGGCAAUUCUUAAUUUGGAAUUACUGGCAGAAGAGUGGCAGUAAUAACACUUAGUACACACAACGGACUGAUUGCCUGGUUUACCGUUUCACCGUCUCUUCUAUUGUAAACUUAGAGAGUUAAUCCAGGUCAUGAACGAUAAGUCUGAUGGUUAUUUGAGCAUUAACGAUUGGAUGUGAAAGAUUAUAAUUCUUAUUUCCCCAAGUUCUUUUCUUAUCUCGGUGCUUUGAGAGUGUUAUAAGUAUUGAGCAGACCUGCCGCAGACUCUACGAGUGAAGAGUCGUCGACUGUCAAGUGGAAAGUGGCCUACGUGCAGACAGGCAAGUACGCAAGGACCAUGACUGUCUCUGAUAACAUUGACGAUAACACCCCCAACGAUUACGAUGAUGGCUGCAGCAACGACAGUGGCAAAGUUUUAAUUCCAGACUCUGAUGAUGGCUUCUCGUUUCGGAAACUAUGGGCAUUCACAGGACCUGGACUGUUACUGUGUAUCGCCUACAUGGACCCUGGAAACAUCGAGGCAGAUCUGCAGUCUGGAGUCAAGGCUAAGUAUAAGAUUCUGUGGGUGCUGCUGGGGUCGACAAUUCUUGGACUGGUGAUGCAGCGACUGUCUCUGCGCCUGGGAGUGGUGACGGGUCAGCACCUGGCUGAGAUGUGUUACCUGCAGUAUCCACCUCUGCCCCGGCUCUUCCUCUGGGUCAUGAUGGAGGUGGCCAUCAUCGGCUCUGACAUGCAGGAGGUCAUCGGCACAGCCAUCGCACUCUACCUGCUCUCCAACAGACUAAUCCCUCUGUGGCUGGGAGUAGUCAUAACCAUCGUUGACUCCUUCAUGUUCUUACUACUAGACAAGUACGGUCUGCGCAAGGUGGAAUUAUUCUUUUUAACCCUAGUUGGUGUCAUGGUCGUCACUUUUGGAUAUGAGUUUCUAGAAGCGAUGCCAGAAGGGGGUGAACUCGUCAAGGGCCUGGUGUACCCCUGGUGCGAGGACUGUGACAGUUCUGUGUCUUUGCAAGCCAUUGGCAUCAUCGGUUCUACCAUCAUGCCUCACAAUCUUUAUCUGCAUUCCGGACUUGUUAAGUCUCGUGCAGUGGACAGAUCAAAGGCCAAAAAAGUGAAAGAGGCAAACAGCUACUUCUUCUGGGAGUGUUUUGUAGGUCUGACCAUGUCUCUGACUAUCAAUACCAUCAUUGUGGCAGUGUUCGCCCAUGGACUAUACCAGAAAACUAAUGUUGAUGUUGCGAACAUCUGCUUAGGCAGUGAAAUACCCUAUUCCAACGUUUUUCCAAACAACACGGAGGUGGUGGAAUUAAACAUCUACAAGAGCGGGAUAUUUCUUGGCUGCCAGUACGGACUGUUGGCAAUGUACAUUUGGGGAGUGGGUGUGUUGGCGGCAGGGGAAGGUACAACCAUGACAGGCUGCUAUGCUGGACAACUCGCCAUGGAGGGGUUUCUUCACCUAAGAUGGAGCAGGUGGAAGAGAGUGUUGUUCACUCGAUCCUUUGCGAUCGUACCAACAUUCUUCAUAGCCUACUUCAGCACCAUCGGGGACCUGAACGGCUUGAACGAUUUGCUCAAUGCUGUUAUGAGCAUUCAGAUACCAUUCGCUACUCUGCCUCUUGUGGCGUUCACCAGUAACCCACGACUCAUGGGCCAGUUUGUGAAUGGCAUGACCAGCAAGAUUGUGACAUCAUUAGUGUCUGCGGUAGUGAUCGCCAUCAAUGUCUACUUCGUCUCCUCCGCGUGGUUAGAAGUGGCCAUGCAAGACUACAGAUUACUCGCUUUCCUCAUCCUCUACUCUCUUCUCUACUUCACCAUGUGCACAUACCUGGUACUACACAUGAUGGCCAACAUGUCUACCUCUGACUCCGUUCUCUAUAGACUUUUGUUGCACGAUGCAACGUGGAAAAAUAAAAACAUAGAUCUAUGGAUUCCUCAUGACACUAAAGAUUAAGUUUAAUAAAUAACUUUGGGUUUUUUA